GCGUGUGCGAUUCCUGAUGUCUUUCUUGCAGGAUUCGUGAAAGAGAGCGUGCACGACACUUGGCAAAAUGUCGUCUUCUCCGAUGAGCAGUGUUGGCGAGGUUGUGGACAUGGCCGGAGAUUUCGCGUUGACCCACAGGCGGCUUAUCGAGCAAGCGCAUGAGCUGGCCCGUAAGCACGGGGUGCUAUUCACUAGCGUAUCGGCUAUGGUGGAGGAGCUCCAGCGUCUGCAGGGUGAGCUAGAGAAGGCGAACAUGAGAGAGGGGCUUGCCAUGUCGAGAGCCGAAGCUGCGGAGCGACAAGUUGCUUCUCUGAGGGAGGAAGUGGCCCACCUGCAACACCAGUUGUCAAUUUACGAAGGGGGCUCCGACCAUAGCCCUGCAGAGCCCGAUAGUUUUGUCACAACUUUGCAGAACCCUAGCCGCAUGCGAGGUGGAACCGUCGCCAGUGUGACAGUGUCGGUGGGUCACAUGCGACGUGACUCUAGUGUGCGCACACCUCCGCAUCGGCAGGUGCCCACCGAGGCGAGAUCGCCUUCAUCACUGCCCGUAGUGUCGCCGGACAUGAACAGUCGUGACGUCACAGCGGUCGCUGAACAGUUGAGGAGAAGUAUGUGUAUGGAGGGCGAUUCCCUGAGUGGGCAUAGGUAGAUGUGUGUUGCAGGUUAGCGUUU
Chara braunii is the source of this 672-nucleotide messenger RNA. NCBI's taxonomy places the organism in Eukaryota, Viridiplantae, Streptophyta, Charophyceae, Charales, Characeae. The record is from the annotation of a GenBank genome assembly.